This is a messenger RNA of Coregonus clupeaformis (lake whitefish), 5211 nucleotides long. Its product is annotated as integrin alpha-10-like. Bases 995 to 4507 code for a protein of 1170 amino acids. Gene Ontology annotation, molecular function: integrin binding. Gene Ontology annotation, cellular component: external side of plasma membrane; integrin complex. Gene Ontology annotation, biological process: cell adhesion mediated by integrin; cell-matrix adhesion; cell-cell adhesion. The record is from RefSeq and is a predicted model, not a curated record. NCBI's taxonomy places the organism in Eukaryota, Metazoa, Chordata, Actinopteri, Salmoniformes, Salmonidae. The transcript is spliced from 30 exons.
UUGAGGAACGAGAGAGGGAAGAAAGGUCUCCUAGCGCUAGAAUAAAAGCGCUCUUUUAUUUACCCGUGUGUGUUUUGCAGUGGGACUCCACUAUUCAGAGAGGGAUAAAACCGCUAUAAAUGAGGAAAAACAACGAAAAAGAGGGAUACAACCAACCAGAAGAGUGAAAAUGUUAACAUAAAAGUUGUCAAGAGAACCUAAACAUUGAUCUCCCUCAAACGGUUGGGUUGAAAGAUGAAUAUGGGUACUUUCUUCUGAUAAUUUUUGGAGUGUCGAGCCAGGAGGAACAUUCAGCAGUAGAAAAGUAGACUAUCUGACUGACAGCUUGGCCUAUAGUUUUGCUUUCUUGGAAGCAAUUAAACAUGCAUGUGUGAUACUGUUACGCAUUAGUGACGGUUUAACGACACCAAAUGGGACUCUUCAUCGGGACAGGUGUUGGUUUUGAGCUUGAAUCCGUUGUUUAGUUGUUUUUUACUAGUUGUUUAGACAUUUGAGGUGUAGUUGCGCACAAGUUAAGGUAAUAAUUUAUGGCACAUAUUCAGGCCUAACUGUUGUUACUGCCCUAAAAUAUUUAGAUACUUUAGGCUACUGUUUGUCAAAAAGAAAAUAAACCUAGAACAACCUCUGUUUAAUUCAUGAAAAAGCUGUCAACAUGGGCAAAACCUGAUAGUUAUUACAGAAACAGAUCGUUAAACCUGAUAGCUGUUACAGCAACAGACCAUAACUAAGUAGUCUGUUUUCCCCUCAAUAACAUGUGAAGUAGAGCUGUCAGAAGCAACACAACACGGUUACCGUACCACGCGCCCGAGCAAUGCCACUGGAACUGUGUUUUUACGGUUUUCACGGAUCCCUGGGGAAUACGGCGAGUUGAAAGAUCGCGUGUGUAUGCGCUCUGUUAUGCUGGAGCACGGAAUUUAAACGAACUCUAGGGAAAUUAAAGCCCAAGUCCCGAACAGAAACAGAAACGACACGAAGCUCUUCCAUCCUUUACACAAUGGAGCUGCACAAAUACCUGCUGCUCUUCAAGUUCAUAGUUCUCCUCAAAGGUUUGUGUGAGUGUUUCAACAUCGAUGUUAAGCGGCCUCGUAUCUACACUGGUCCAGAGGAGGCCCUGUUUGGUUUCUCUGUGCUACAGCAUGACAAUGAGGGGGAGAAAUCGAUGCUGGUUGGUGCUCCUUGGGAUGGCCCGUCCAAUACCAGGAGAGGAGACGUGUACAAAUGCAUCGUGGGAGAGGAGAGGAACUCCAACUGCACCAAAACCAACCUGGGUGAGAGCGCGUUACAGAAUGUAUCUAGGAACCUGAAGAACUCUCAUCUAGGAAUGACCCUCAGUCCAGACUCACCUGAUGGAUUCCUGGCGUGUGCGCCCCUGUGGUCUCAGGAGUGUGGUACGUCAGUCUUCAGUACGGGGAUCUGUGCUUCUGUCAGUGAUGACCUGGAACCCAGAGAGACCAUCGCCCCUACAGCACAGAGAUGUACUACAUACAUGGACAUAGUGAUGGUUCUGGAUGGCUCCAACAGUAUCUAUCCCUGGUAUGAAGUCCAGAACUUCCUCAGUAACAUCCUCAGCAAGUUCCAUAUCAGCCCAGAACAAAUGCAGGUGGGGGUGUUGCAGUACGGUGAGGUUGCGGUCCAUGAGUGGUCACUGAGAGACUACCAGACAACACAGGAGGUGGUUGAAGCAGCUAAGAACAUCAGCCGACAGGAGGGGCGGGAGACACGCACAGCAUACGCCAUCCACAUGGGCUGUACGGAGGCGUUCAGCCCUGAGCGGGGGGCGAGGGAGGGGGCCACCAAGGUCAUGAUUGUGGUGACGGACGGAGAGUCACAUGAUGGGGAGGAGCUACCGGACGCUCUGGAGGAGUGUGAGAAGAGAAACAUCACCAGAUACGCCAUCGCUGUAUUGGGUCACUACAUCCGCAGGCAGCAGGACCCAGAGACGUUCAUCAGUGAGAUCAAGUACAUCGCCAGCGACCCUGACGACAAAUACUUCUUCAACGUGACUGACGAGGCGGCACUCAACGACAUCGUAGAUGCACUAGGAGACCGCAUCUUCACUCUGGAGGGGACGCUGGGGUACAAUGAGAGCUCCUUUGAGCUUGAGAUGUCCCAGAUCGGCUUCUCCACACACGUUCUCGAUGAUGGGAUCCUGUUUGGGAUGGUGGGGGCGUAUGACUGGGACGGAGGGGUGCUGAAGGAAGGCACUGAGGGGCGCAUCAUGCCCACCAGAGAGGCCUUUGAGUCAGAGUUCCCCCAGGAGCUCAAGAACCAUGCUGCCUAUCUGGGCUACACAGUGUCGUCAGUCAUAGUGGGUGACUGGAGGAGGCUGUAUGUGGCUGGAGCUCCCAGGUUCAAACACAAAGGAAAGGUAAUUCUGUUUGAACUGAGCAACGAUGGAGAUGUCAACAUCGCACAGGCCCUCAAUGGAGAACAGAUUGGGUCAUACUAUGGCAGUGAGGUGUGUGGGUUGGACGUGGACCAGGAUGGCAUUACUGAUGUUCUGCUGGUGGCAGCACCCAUGUACCUGGGCCAUGGCAACAAGGAGGCGGGCAGAGUCUACAUCUACUCCCUCAGUGGGGAGGAGGUGUUUGUGUCUAACGGUACUCUGAAGGCAGAGGAUAGGUCCCAGGAUGCUAGGUUUGGCUACGCCCUGGCCUCCGUCCCAGACCUCAACCAUGACGGGUACACUGACUUGCUGGUGGGGGCACCCCUGGAGGACGGACACAUUGGGGCCAUAUACGUCUACCACGGCCAGGGCAUACACAUCAUCCAUAACUACAAACAGCGUAUCGCAGGGUCGUCCUUGUCCCCCUCUCUGCAGUAUUUUGGGCGCAGUGUGAGUGCCAGACUGGACCUGGAUGGAGAUGGUCUGUUAGACCUGGCUGUGGGGGCCCAGGGCAGCGCUGUACUACUCAGUUCUCGUAGUAUAGUACAGAUCAACAUGAGUCUGUCCUUCCAGCCCCACUCCAUCAACAUCAUCCAGAAGACGUGUCAGAGAGGAGGGAGGGAGUCUGCCUGUCUCAACGCUACAGCCUGCUUCCUGGCUCUGUCCCACUCCCCUGGAACUCACAGCAACAGCUUCGAGCUGUCGGUGGUGGCCAUGUUGGAUGACAGAAAGUUGACAGCGAGGGCGUUGUUUGACGACAGCAACCAGAGACAGACACAGCUGGGGGUCAGAGUUCACACAGGAGAGACUGUCUGCCACAACCUGCCCUUCCAUGUGUUUGACACAGCUGACUACAUCCGUCCAAUCAGCUUCUCCCUGCGCUUUAAGAUCAACGACACAGAGAGUGGCCCAGUGCUGGACGAAGGCUGGCCCACCACCUUCAAGAGAUCGAUUGCUUUCUUCAAAGACUGUGGCGAGGAUGAUGUGUGUGUCACUGAUCUGGUGCUGAAGGCUCAUAUGGACAUCUCUGGGACAAGACAGCAGCCCUAUGUGAUCCGUAGCCCUCGCAGACGUCUGGCUGUAGAAGUCCAGCUGCAGAACAGACUGGAGAAUGCCUAUAACACCAGCCUGACGCUGCACUACUCACGCAAUCUCCACUUCUCUAGUCUCAGCAUACGGGAGGAUGCCCAGUUGAAGAUUGAGUGUACAUCUCUCAGUUCCAACAGUCACUCAUGUAACGUCAGCUAUCCUGUGUUCCGCUCCCACUCCAAGGUGAACUUCAUGUUAGAUUUUGAGUUCAGCUGUACGUCUCUGCUCAGUAAAGUCCAGAUGAAACUCACAGCUGCCAGUGACAGUGUGGAGAGAGAGGCUACGCUGGGAGACAACAGUGUUCAGCUCCAGACUGUGGUUCAAUACGAACCUGACCUCUUCAUCACCAGUGACUCCAAUCUGAACCGUUAUGAAGUCCACCCAACCAGAACCAUCUCAGAGGCAAUAGGACCAGAGUUCUAUACACACUUCAGGCUGCAGAACCUGGGCUGUUACAGUGUGAGUAACCUGGAGCUGAGGCUGAGCCUGCCCUCUGUAGCAGCAGGAGACAGAGUCUUCAUGGCUGUUACUGAGGUCUUCUCGUACAACGUGACAGGGGUGAACUGCAGUGUAGACAGUGAUGUGUCAAAGCUGAAGGACAGACAGAGAGACGUACGACCACUACAUCCUGAAGAUAUGCAACAGACUGACCUACUGAACUGCAGCAGGUCGUGGUGUGUGGAGGUGGUGUGUGAGGUACAGCAGCUGCAUCGAGGACAGACCGCUCUCAUACGAGUCAGCCGCAGGGUCCACGACACCUUCUUCAGACAGGCUAAGUUUAAGGCGGUGAGGAUAGUGAGUGCCUAUCGUUUGGCUGUUCAGGAAUCUAACCUGGUCACUCUGGGUAGUGGCGCCAUCUGGAGGGAGACGGUGUUGGAGGUUCUAAAGGGGCGGGCCAUCCCCAUUUCUCUCUGGAUUCUGAUUGGCAGCAUCAUCGGAGGCCUUCUGCUAUUGGCCCUCAUCAUCUUCAUAAUGUGGAAGCUGGGGUUCUUCACUCGUAAACAGAUAAAGGACGAGGAACUCGAGGACUGAGCCCGCCCCUUUGCCACCAUGAUGUCGGUCAAUGGAUACAGUAUCUGCGACAACCAGAGAACGAGUCCACUUCGUGCCCAUCCCCAUGGCAACGACCUGCACAGAGACUGCUCCCCCCCCCUCCCCCACCCAGCAAUAAUAAUAUACCUUCCCUCUCUUCUAAAUCAAACCAUACAGAACACACAACCUGUACAGAUGAACUGUCGAAACACCUAACACCUCAACAUAUUUUCUAUUUCUUCAGGUCAACCCAUGGCUGUAGGGCUCUAUUUACACACCUGUUUAGAAACAUACAGCAGGAAGGACGUGUACAGGAGACGUUUUCUUCAGAGAUGUCCCAGACAGGAAAUCAUGGUGUACACCAUGUGUCAAACUCAUUACACGGAGGGCCGAGUGUUCGCUCCAACCUUUAAUGAAUUAAGGUCGCUAAUUAGUAAGGAACUCCCCUCAACUGGUUGUCUAGGUCUUAAUUGAAAGGAAAAAACAAAAACCUGCAGACACACAGCUCUUCGUGGAGUGAGUUUGACAAUCGUGGUACAAUGUGACUUGGUAUGAUGUUCAAUGACUGUUUGACGUCUGCAGAGUAGAUCUGCAUAAGUAGAUACUGUACAGGUAUUAACCUGUAAUUAGUACCAUGUGCUAUAUGGAAAGCAGUUCCAUCAUUCAAGAGGGUUGAAUGAAAAAGCACUACCUAAUAAUGGGGG